Messenger RNA from Mucor velutinosus, 870 nucleotides. RefSeq lists its product as uncharacterized. The record is from RefSeq and is a predicted model, not a curated record. Gene Ontology annotation, cellular component: Slx1-Slx4 complex. Gene Ontology annotation, biological process: double-strand break repair via homologous recombination. The transcript has 4 exons. The coding region runs from base 1 to 870 and encodes 289 amino acids. Gene Ontology annotation, molecular function: crossover junction DNA endonuclease activity; 5'-flap endonuclease activity. Lineage: Eukaryota; Fungi; Mucoromycota; Mucoromycetes; Mucorales; Mucoraceae.
AUGUCAGUGUAUUGCUCAUUUUACAGUUGCUAUCUGAUCCGAUCCCUAAAAGAAGGCCAGCAAAAUAAAGUCUAUGUGGGAUCAACGCCAAAUCCCAUCCGACGUCUAAGGCAGCAUAAUGGCGAACUUACUCAGGGUGCUUAUCGAACCAAAAGACAUAGACCUUGGCAAUAUGUCAUGAUUGUCCAUGGAUUUCCUUCAAAGAUACAUGCUCUGCAAUUCGAGUGUGCUUGGCAAAAGCCUCUUGUGAGUCGUCAUACAAAGAUCAUUGAUACUGAAUUGAAGUCUCGAUUGCAAGAGAAUACGAAGAAAUCCAAUCUGAUGCUCACCAAGAUGUGGGCAGCGCAGAUGCUUCUUAAUACAAAGCCAUUUUCUUUGCUUCCACUUAAAAUUCGCUUUGUGCUGCCAAAUUUACAAUCAUUGUUCCUAGAACAUGUUACAUUGCCACCGCAGAUCACUUGUUCUCUUGGGCCAGUGGAUGAGCUACUCCGUGACGCAAAGGAACAUGACACUGAAGUUUUGACAAGAUUUGGGCUGUCAAGGAACACAGAUGGUUCUAAACAUUGCUUUCUAUGCCCCAAGACAUUACUAGACGAAGAUACGAUAGACUAUGUGGAAUGCUCCGAGUGCUAUGCGAUGAAAAGCCAUGUCCUGUGUUUGGCAGCAAAAUGGACUCCGUUAUUGGAACUGAUACCUGUGAUGGGAGAGUGUCCAAACUGUAAUUCUACACUGCUAUGGGGUGACCUCAUCCAGAACCUCAAAUUGAAAAACUCGAGCAUGUCAGGUCAGAACAGAGUUCAGGAAGAUGUCGAUGAAACAAUGGACGAUGAUUUCUCGACCGCCUCCACAUCAACCAUUAGCUUAAAUUGA